Molecule: messenger RNA, 1023 nt
Organism: Andrographis paniculata
Lineage: Eukaryota; Viridiplantae; Streptophyta; Magnoliopsida; Lamiales; Acanthaceae
Product: transcription factor MYB16-like
Exons: 3
Coding region: 1-1023 (340 amino acids)
Source: RefSeq, a predicted model, not a curated record
AUGGGGAGGUCGCCGUGCUGCGACAAGAAGAUGGGGUUGAAGAAAGGGCCAUGGACACCUGAGGAAGACAACAAACUUCUUUCUUACAUUCUUUGCCAUGGCCAUGGAAGCUGGAGAGCUCUCCCCCCUAAAGCUGGGUUGAAGAGGUGUGGGAAGAGCUGCAGGUUGAGAUGGACGAAUUAUCUUAGGCCAGACGUGAAAAGAGGCAAAUUCAGCUUGCAAGAAGAUCAGACUAUUCUUCAGCUCCAUGCCCUUCUUGGAAACAGGUGGUCAACCAUAGCAAGUCACUUGCCCAAUAGAACAGACAACGAGAUCAAGAAUUACUGGAACACGAACUUAAAGAAACGAUUGAUCAAAAUGGGAAUUGACCCAGUGACUCACAAGCCUAAGAAUUGCGCGUUGGUUGGGCCCGGACAACCUAAGGAAAUCGCGAACCUUAGCCACAUGGCGCAAUGGGAGAGCACCCGUCUCGAAGCCGAAGCUAGAAUUGUCCGCGAGUCCAAGUCCCCGUCAUCGAGUAAAUCCUUCGCCAUUAAAUCCGCGACAAAGGUCUUGGAGUCGCGCCCCCCGUGUUUGGACAUACUCAAGGCGUGGCAAGUGAUGAAACCUAGAAAAGACAUACUCUCGGCCGUCGCCCGUGGGGGCAACCUUAACUCGCCAACCUCGAUCUUGAACUUUUCAGACAACACGCCCAUUUCCAAAAUUACCCCCGCGGUUGGACUUGUCCACGAGGAUUCUUCAAAGAAGAUGAAUUAUUUAGGGAACCCUCGCGCUUGCUCGAACAACAUCAAUGGAGGCAAGGGCAUAAUGGGGAAUUCACUACAAGUUCGUGAGGUAAGUUUUUGCGACAAUGACGAAUCCUUAAAGUUUCCGAGCUUCAUUGAAGAUUUUUCGGAGCUUCCCUCUUUGACGGCUACUACAAAUCAAGAAAAUUUAUCAACCGAAGAUAAUGGAGUGAUCGGAUAUUGGUGUAAUAUUUUGAACGAUACAGAUCCACUAAUGAUCUCCUCGGACAUUUUCUAA